UGGGACUCUUGUCGUGCACCUAAUAGCACGAUGGAUGACUAUCCGAUGUUUGGGCUGCUUGUGGGGUUCUCCCUCUGGGGGACCCUCUGGCGUCUCCUCUUCCCUCUGGGGUUCUGGAACACUUUCGCGUGUAGGGUAGAGACGAAGGGUGGCACGACCACACACCCCUAUACGCCUGAAGAGGAGGCCAAGGCCGCCGCCAUUCUGAAAGAGAGAAGGGAGGAGAGGGAGGCCAGGAAGAAGGCCUUAAUGGAGGAGCAGGCGGCCAAGAUGAAAAAGAUUGAGGAGGAGGCAGCCAGGGAGAAAGAGAGAUUGAAGAAGGAAGAAGAGCAGAAGUUGAAGGAGGUGGAAGAGGAAGAGGACGAAGAUGAAACGCCACUGCAAAGGAAGAGGGGGCAGUACAGUGGCAGCAGAGAUGAGGAGAUGGAAAAACGGAUUUCAGAAUGGGUCGCCAACUUAUCCCUGGGCGAAGAAGAAGAGGUGGCGAUGUACAUAUCCAAGGAUGACCAGGAGGCCGCUAAGAGAGCAUGGGAAGCAGAAGGAGAUGUCAUAAAGCGGCAGGCGAUGGAAGAUGAGAAGAGGAUGGAGUGGAAGCUGGCAGUGAUGAGGGAGAAGAAGAGGAGACUGGAUGCGGCAGCGGAGGUGGCAGAAGAAUUAGAAGAGGUAAAAAGGAUAGAAGAGCAAUUAGCCGCCCAAACUGAACUCCCAAAGAAAAUGGAGGUCAUCGCCCGAAAUGUCGCACGCUUAGCACGCAUUCAGGCAGAGCAAUAUGACUUCAGUAGGAGUCAGCAUAUCGCUGUGCGUUCAAUACGAUUGGGCUUUCGGGACUUUGCUCGUGAGUUGGUAGGUGCUGUAGGAGCCGAGGUGGGCCAUCACCUCGACAAGACUGAGCGGUUUUGCGCUGGCGCCAUUGAGAGCGUCAAGGCGGCAACUCCCAAGGAGGAGGAACCACGUCCACGUAGAGAGCGAGUCAAGGUCAAAUUCCUUGAUUCCUACAGUGGGAAAAGGGAAGAAAACUUUGACAACUGGGAGGCCAACGUCAAGACCUAUGUGCAUCUGCAACAGGUCUCCCCGGAUCAGCAUGUCUUGAUUGCGAUCCACGCGCUUAGAGAUGAGGCCGCCAGUUUUGCAAGGUCCCUAGUGCGCGCCACUACCUGCAAUGAUGACGCAGUUGCCUAUUCGUCCUUUACCUCCCUCACUAAGUUCAUGAAAUUGCUGCGCGAGCGAUUUGCUGAUGUCGCUCGGAGUGUCAAAGCCUCAGACAAGCUCCAGACGAUCCAUGCUCGUAAGUGGAAGAGUGUCAGGGCACUCAAGAGCACAAUGGACGAAUUAGUAGUUGUCCCUGACCACGGGGUUACAGACACUCAGUUGGUCGCCCUCUUCUAUAGAGCUAUGCCCGAAGCUUUUCGCGGGCACUUCUUCGCGAAGAGCGAAGACCCUGCCACCAAUUAUGAUUCCCUUAGUCGUGAAGUGGUGGCCUUUGAGGCAAAGUCUAUGUCAGUCUCCAACUUCUGGCACAAAGACCUGGAUAAGGGAAAGCAAUGGAAGGGUCGCACUAUCUCUGGGCAAGUGAAGACUAAGGAUAGCCUUGUCCUAACCUUAGAUGAGGGUAGUGUGGAUGAGAUCCCCUACGAUCAGAUUGAGUGGGGGUUAGAGGAGGAGGACAGCGGUGUGGGCCAGGGGAGAACUUGAACAGGUCUCCCUAUAGGGUAGGAGGAUGGCACCCACGGCUACCCCAGGGUAGGCCUUGGGAAAGUUUGGGUCUGGACCAGGACUUAUGGCAAAAGCGGUUGGACCGGUGUCGGCGCGAAUACCCUUACAAGGGUAUCCGCCCUGGUUUUUGCAAGUGACACAAAGGCUCGGUUAACCUGGAUUUUGAGUGCCCGUGCGGGAAAAUGUGAGGGUCGUCCGCGCGCGGGCCAAGGUCUGCCUUGUCCCGGUAGGGAGUAGAUGGGCGCACAAUAUUUAAGGCGCGCGUGUGAUUUUUCUAAUUGAAUGGGCGGCCGGGGUAGCCGACCGACCUGGACCAUGUUACGGCCUUGGUUAGGGAAUGAAAGUUUGUUUUGAUC
Messenger RNA from Chara braunii, 2069 nucleotides. NCBI's taxonomy places the organism in Eukaryota, Viridiplantae, Streptophyta, Charophyceae, Charales, Characeae. The record is from the annotation of a GenBank genome assembly.